AUGAAUGCUCAUCGUUUUCUUACUCGAUUUGCACCUACUGUUAGCUAUAUUACUCAAGCAGUAUCAAGUUCAUAUAAUGUACCUCUCAAUUCCGCUUUUCACCUUCUUCCGAAUAUAUCUUCCCGGUAUAAAUCGUCAGAUGUGACAGGUGUUGCCUUUUCUCCUCUUCCUGAUGCAGAACUUAAGAUUCAAUUGUAUUACAAAGCUCAAGAAAUCAAACGUCGUAAAGCAAAACUAAAGGAAAUAGCACAAGCCAUAUGGAAUAAGAAACCAAACGUGAAUUUCACCCGUAUCACGUUGGAUGAAUGUAAAAAACUGUACGAAGAACAUAGUGAUCGUGUGCCUUCAUCAUGGGAAGCUAAACAGAUCUAUACUGUCACAUUGGAGCAAUAUGCACCAUGGCGUCAUUUUCAAGAAGAAAAAGAAAGACAACAGCACGUCGUAGCAAUGAUAGAACAAGUCUAUAAUGAUUUACAGACAGAAGUCAAACAACGAAAAGAUCUGACUUUGUCUAAAAGUGAUAUGACUGUACUUCUGGAGAAGAAACUUGGAGAAUUGCCGACAUCGAGAGAUGUAGAAGAUAUGUGGAUGGAUCGAUUUCGUUUACCUCUUGUUAAUUGGCGUGAAUAA
Adineta ricciae is the source of this 630-nucleotide messenger RNA. The record is from the annotation of a GenBank genome assembly. Lineage: Eukaryota; Metazoa; Rotifera; Eurotatoria; Adinetida; Adinetidae.